Malus domestica (apple) is the source of this 1240-nucleotide messenger RNA. The record is from RefSeq and is a predicted model, not a curated record. Lineage: Eukaryota; Viridiplantae; Streptophyta; Magnoliopsida; Rosales; Rosaceae.
CGUCGUCCCGGUCGGUUUUCUUCUUGCUUGUGGCUCACUCUGUGGCACCAAAUUCUCAGAGCUCAGUGUCCCUCAAUGGCUCUAGGGAUCUGAAAGCACCAAAUUUACAAAGAAACCCAAACAGAGCGUAACAAUGGAGUACAGGACACUCAAAGAUCAGGAUCAAGACGAAUCUUCAGCCCCCGGAGACCUCGAAAGCUUGCGGGGCAAGCCAAUUCCUGCCGUCAGCCCAGUGGAGCUCUCCAAGUGGAAGCUCAAGUCGGCUGUUACUAUAGCUUUGACCGUUUUGACCAGUUCACAAGCAAUAUUGAUUGUGUGGUCGAAGAGGGCCGGCAAGUAUGAGUAUAGUGUCACCACUGCAAAUUUCUCGGUGGAGGCUUUGAAGUGUGCAAUAUCGCUUGCUGCUUUGGCGCGAAUCUGGAGGAAUGAAGGUGUUACUGAAGAUAACAGGUUGAGUGCAAAACUGGAUGAAGUUAUUGUAUAUCCCAUUCCGGCAUUUCUUUACCUAGUCAAGAAUUUGCUUCAGUAUUAUAUAUUUGCGUAUGUGGAUGCUCCGGGUUAUCAAAUACUGAAGAACUUCAAGAUUAUCAGUACUGGAAUUUUGUACAGAAUCAUACUCAAGAGAAAGUUAAGUGAGAUCCAACGGGCCGCUUUCAUUAUACUAUGUGCAGGGUGCACUACGGCACAACUGAACCCAAAAGAAUAAAUGUCGUAAAGAUUGUCAUCGAAACUAUUCAGAAUAUAAUUCUUGCAACAAAACUCACAAUGAUUCCAAGCUUCAAUUGCCAUGACAGUCUCUUUCGUCAUCGGAUUCUUAUUAGACUUCGGAGCUUCUUCCUUGACAACAUGAGCGAGAUUCAUAGUUGUUAGGAAAAACAACAUCAUCUGUUGCCAUCUCUUGAAAUCCAACCCUUUGGACUUCUCAGGCUUUUCAAAGUAUUUUGGCACAGCGCCAUUCACAUUCACAGAUUGUUGAUCCAUGAAUUUCUGUUUCAAGAUUGUUGGAGAUAUGUCAACAAUCAAUGAUAAAUUGAAAUUUCGUCUCUGCUCAGUGCUUGUAGUUCUACGAACGUCUGCUUCAUCAGGAUUCAACGAUCAAGUCAAAACUCCAACACCGGAAAACUUGACUUCUGGCAAAUUUAUGUGCGGUUUUCUCAGAAAGGAUAUUUAAGAUUGUAGAAGAAGAAUGUUGAUUUUCUAUAUCCUAAAUGCUAUGCAGAAUGAUGUAUAUAUAGUUGUA